Molecule: messenger RNA, 1844 nt
Organism: Ceraceosorus guamensis
Lineage: Eukaryota; Fungi; Basidiomycota; Exobasidiomycetes; Ceraceosorales; Ceraceosoraceae
Exons: 5
Coding region: 115-1443 (442 amino acids)
Biological process (GO): glycolipid biosynthetic process
Cellular component (GO): plasma membrane; lipid droplet; mitochondrion
Source: RefSeq, a predicted model, not a curated record
UCCUUCCACCGUCACCUCUCGGUUGCUUUGCUUCAUCAAGCGCACCAGUUGCACAUCACUCCCACCACUUGCACACACUUCCACCCACUUGCAUUUACAGACACCCGCUUCGAAAUGUCGAGCACACAACGAGAAUACGAUGUCGUCGUGCUUGGAGCUACGGGCUUUACGGGAAGCUUGGUCGCCGAAUACCUCGCGCGUCAUCCCACCCAUCCACGUUGGGGCAUCGCCGGUCGCUCUGCCGCUCGUCUAGACGCUCUCCGCAAGAAGCUAGACUUGCCCACCUCCGUCGGCAUCCUCAGCGCCGACACCACCAACAUUGCCAGCUUGCAAGAAGUGGCAAAGAAGACCAAAGUGUUGGCCAACAUUGCAGGACCAUUCAGAAAGACGAAUGGCUACGAGGUCGCAAAGGCUUGCGCAAGUGUGGGAACGCACUACACUGACCUGAGCGGAGAGUCUGGAUUCAAUGCCUCUCUUCUCGAACUCGGACCGCUGGCCGCUUCGACGGGGAGCAUCCUGGUGCCCUCUUCAGGCUUCGACUCGCUGCCCCUAGAUCUGUCAGCCUACUUUGCAGCUCAGCACCUCAAAAAGAGUCAAGGCGUAUCCCAUGUCGACACUGUUCGCACAGCAGUGCGUGUGGAUGGAGGCUUUUCCACCGGAACCAUCUUGUCGGCUGUGGAUGCUGCGGAAAUCGAUGGCGGGCAGUUGCAGUUCGAGCAGCCCGAUCAGCUCAGUCCUGUCAAAGGAACGCACAUCAUGCCCCUCGAUUUGGCCCUCAGGCUGCCGCAGUUUGGACCGAACGUGUAUGGAUCUUGGUUCCCCUUGACGCCUCACAAUCAUCGCGUCAUCAAUCAAACUUGGGGUCUGCUCCAAGUGCACUCGCAAGCUGAAGCGUACGGACAAGACUUUGCCUACCACGAAGCCAGCCUGCUCUUCCCUCCCAAACGCGUGCCCUGGCCUCUAAGCUAUCUCUUGACCAGCUUCUUGAGCCUGUUCUUUGUUGCUCAGAUCAAAGCCCUCAUCUGGCUCGCUCCCGUCAGGUGGGCUCUGAGAACAUUUUUGCCACAAAAUGGUGGUCCUUCCAAAAAGGGCUUUGCAGAUGUGCGGGCCCUGGCCACUGGAAAGGACAAGCAGGGCAAUGUAAAGCAGAGCAUCUGCAAGAUUUUCAUCCAAGACAGUCCAGGCUACCACGCAACAGCCCGCAUGAUCAGCGAAACUGCUCUUCACCUCGCCUCCACCUCGAGCGCAACCACAAAGGAGAGCUCAAUCGGCGGUCUGCGCGCCAACAACUUCAAGGGCGGCAUCCUGACCACGGCGACGAUCGGAGCUGAAACGCUAAGGGACCGCCUCACCCAGUAUGCAGCGAUGACCUUUGAUGUUGCAACAUUUGAACAGCGUAAAGCCGAUGCCGUCGCGGUCAAGAGCAGGGGCAAGGAUCUCUAGGUGGAGCGCCUUGCGUCGCCUAUGGGAUGUUGCCGAGAUUCAUGUAGGAUCACGAAUCGCGAGAAUUCGCUCCAGCGAUGGCUUGCGCAACAGCAUCAAAUUGGAGGUCAUCAAUUCAACCAAACUUCUCGCAAGUGGCGUGACGAUGUUGAGGCGGCGACGAGCUAAAGCAUAGUGCCUUUCGUCUGCCGCAUCGCUGCGCCCUCUUUCCCGUGUUUCCUUGUGCGUCGAGCGCGCUAGACACGCACCGAGGCUGCUCCUGUUCUGGCGCAGGCCUUUGUGCAGCUGCUCGAAUGGUGGUCUUGUCGAUGGCCGUGAAUGCGCCCCAAUCCUGCGCGUCGCUCGGCACGAGACGGUGUUGGUCCGAGGCCCCGAGCAGCCUUUCGUGCAAUGUGCAUCUU